CCCGUUAUAUACACUAUUCAGAAACUAUAUUCUAGAUCUUUAUCAAAAUGUUUUCUAAAAUUCUCGUUUUCGCUCUACUUAACGUUUUUAGCGCCCUUUGCAAUUUUUCACUAGUGCCUUCUCAGGUUUUACUACCGAGAACCUCCGUUUACACAUCUAAGCGGACUCAUCAACCAAUAACGGUGAACACCCAGAUCCCGUUAAAAAUCGAGCCCACUUUAUGUGUAAUCUGGAAAAUCCAAGAUCCUCAGCUCCUCGCCUUUGAUAAGAGCAACUACACUCACCCCAAAUCGAAGGUCCCAGGAGAUUCCCAGGAUUUUGAACCAUACACCCCUCACGAACUCAAAAAUUGCUUACCUUCUGUUGUUAUUAACACUGUACCUCUUAAUUUUAAAACCGACACAUUAUACAAUUUGGAAAAAAACAUAAAAAAUAUAAAAAAUGAAAAAAAUGAAAAAAAAAUUAACACCGGCUCGAAAUCUGGGCUGGAAAAUGUACAAACAAUUUCUGACCUUAGAACGUUUGUUUUUGCAUACGACUCUAAGUUCAGAUUCCACGGUGUGACUGAAGUCGUGAUCUCCAAGCUUGACCACCUUACCCUUGAGACGGCUUAUCGCAAGAUUUCAAAAAACCAAACCUUUACCCUGAAAUUAAGGGGCUUUGACAAGGUUGGAAACACAUUCACAUCCCUAGAAGGCCUACCCUUCUACCUAUCCUUUUCGGGCUCCAGAAUCUUCGACGUUUUGGACAAUGAAGGGGAGUUAUACUCGGAAAAGAGAGCCUCGGUACUAUCGCAGGCAGAACACUUUGAUUUGCCAGAAAACACAACACUUGUAACCGAUGUUUUGAUGUUAAAAGGAGCUAAAGUCGGCAAAACUACGCUCACUUUUGGCCUUUUCCUCGACGAAUACUCCGACGUGGCGACACCGCCAGUGGAGUUUGUGGUAAACGACUCAGUGGUUCUAUCCCACCAACAGCUUUACCUACUUGAUAACACGUCAUUCCAGCUAACACUCAAGUAUCCAUCAUCAGAAUACGUAUACCAGUACCCUAACGGGAACGGGGAUAUCAAUUUGUCAAACUAUGAGUGGUCAACUGAUGCAGAUGCGGAUAAAUUAACCCUAGAUAAAGGACUUGUACAAGUACAUUUACACUCAGAGUCCAAAGAAACGCCUCCAUCCGACAAACCCUCUACCAAUGAAUACAAAUGUGUAGUGUACUGUAAGGAUAAAAGGACCGACCAGGUUCUAAAGACCUACGUCAAUGUCAUGAAGCCACACUCAGUGGUAAUAAAGCACAACUCACUAGGCAAUUUCCACACCUGCUUAAUGAACAAGGACUUAUUAGCGUUAAAAGAUUUCAAAAUGACAAAAUUGGCUGAUACCCAGUAUGAAGAUUAUUUGAAUAUUUUAUCGCAAUCGGGUGGUGAACUUUCUGACUGUUAUAACCAGAAACAGGAAGAAAGGGGAGAUGUGAUUAACCUCUUCGAGGGUAACCACUAUCUGUUCAAGCUAAACCUGCUAACAUAUAAUAAGAAUGUUUUCGACUCAAUUGACGCUAACGCAGUUUCAUUCAAUUCAACCUCAGCCGAUGAGGAUGGGUUGUUGACGCUGAUGAAGCAGAAAGAUAAUUAUUAUGUAUUCAAGGCUAGUAAUCUGGGUUGUCAGUACUACAACGUCAGUUAUGACUUGUCGCGUUCAGAAAACCCAGAAAAACUCUCCAAUAAGUAUCAAAUUUGUGUACUAGAGCAAGUCAAACUACAAGGCUUUAGUACGACCAAGGCUAAACUUAAAGACGGGUAUCCAUGUGCCGAGAGACCUUUGGUGGUAUUGGUUGGAGAUGAAUUUGAACUUAAUCCAAAAGGUGGCUCAGGACGAUACAGAUAUGAACUGGAUAACUGCCACGUGGAAAAUAACAAGUGUGUCUGCAACAAAAAAGGCUCAUACCAGUUGAAGAUUGUUGAUUCUAAUAAUGAAGAAAAUGGUCUCCUAGUACAGGUGAUAUCAACCACAAUUAAGUCUUCCAAGUUCCUCCACGUAUCUGGUAAUACAACAGUGCCAGAACUACAUAACCAAGUUAAUGUGAGACUGAACCAAUCAUUCUCACUGAGGCUAAGCCUGUUUGGUGAUUUGCAGGGAUUCAAGCCCAUGUUUAAGGAGAAGUUUGAGCCCGAAGACUCGAUACUGUACUCAUUCAACUAUUUAACUAAACCAAGUUACCUGAUACCAUUUAAUGAGCGGGAAAAGGAAAUGUUUGGUGAAGAUUUCUCAGAAAACAUGCCGAGAAUGCUGAAUUACGAUAAGAAUGUGCUAGAGUUUAAAGGCGUUGAAAAGGACCCAGGUGGCUUCCUGCUCCUAAACUUCCACACACUAGCCUGUAACACAACUAAACUUUACCUUAACCUGGAGUUGAUAAAGUCAUUGACAGACACUCCAAAACGACUAGAUAUACUUCAGGAUCAGGCAGGAGCAAAGUUUGCGGAGUUGGUGGUCAAUGUGUACAGAGACCCGGUGCUCUACGUUAGCGAGAAGCACCAGCUACCAGUGCUUAACUUGACAACUGUUACUCCACACUCAGAAGUACUGGCGAAUAUACCACUUGGAGGCAUGCUCGAGCUGAACUAUAAGUAUGGUGUACCAAACGUUAAGCCUAAACUGUUGAGUACUGGCGGAGGUGGAGCUAACAGCGUGCUACACAUAGAACCUCUUACACCAAGUGAUAAGGACUCAGGAAAUGGGUUCAUGGUCUACUGUUUGAAUUUGGGCUCAGAAGACGUUUCAUUUGAGUUUUUGGAUUAUAAGAAGGAGUACAGAAUCAAGUGCAGCAUGCCUAAAUAUAACCGAAUUUACCCACUAAACAAGCUGACCAGUGAUUUGUACGAGCUGGUUCAAACAAGUUAUGAAGAAGACCAGAAUCCUUCAGAAAAGGAUCAGGAGGUUGAAAGAAGAUAUACAGUUAACAAGAAUAAGGUUAAUCGAUAUGUUAACCUAUUAUUCGACUCGGAUAAUAACCUACUGUUGCCAUCGAAACUGUAUAGACCACACUUCAACUUAUACACUCAAAAUGACGAAGAAUUAUCUAGUUCACAAUUUGAAGAGAUAUCAGGUUCUCAACUUGAAGAAGUGGGUAAGGAUGGAGAAAUGAUGGUGUUUAAGUUGAAUGAUUCAUUUAAAGGAAGUGGGAUGAAGGUGGUUGGAGUUUACAGAUAUGAAAACUACCCUGAAAACUAUUCUGAAACAUUCAAUAGACUACAUAAAUACAAACGAUUUAACCAGCAACUGCUCAACGCCUUGAAGAAUAGCCAGUGGGAUAGGAAGAAUAAAACAUACAUCUUCCAGGACACACUUCACUUAAACACCGUAUCAAAUCCAUCAGUGGUACUGGUUGACUCGGAUAGUCCUGAAGUCUAUCAAAAGGACCUGGAUGUGAUGUAUAAUAGGAAAUUCGAGUACAGACUAUACGUGCAUGGAGGGUCGGGAAAAUAUUCCCUGACAACACAUACACCCAAUGUCAAGUAUUCAUUCUCCAAACUAUACGCAUUUGAUACUGAAGAUUCCAAACGUAGUUUCUACCAUGAAGACUCUAUCCCCGAUGAAUCUUUGCCGGUUUCGGUCAAAGAUACACAUCUGGUUGUUAACCUGUUCGACAAUGAUAAGUUAAGAGGUAGUGGAAGAUUCCUAACAUUUUCAUCAGACGAAUCCGGAGAUGUAAUCCUCGGAAUCAAAGACGACGAUUUGUUAUGGCAAGACACACUGAAACUCAACGUUCACUUGAGAAGACCAAAUAACCUGAAGAUGUAUAUUCACCCAAUAUCACCGGCAGGAAGUGAUAGGAAGAAUCCGAAAGUACAAUUAAUGAAGGAAGGAGAACAGUUGGUGUUUUUGGACGAAAAGUAUAAACUGGGCUUGGAAUGCUAUCACAACACUCGAAAGCUGCUGGCAAAGACAACGAUGCUGUCAUUCCAACUUCUAGAUGAUAACAUCCUCAUGAAAAUACAAAGUAAAGGAGGACACAGAAGUAAGGUUGAUAAGGAAGAAUUGAGAAGUGAAUUGAUGGUUAGAGGAGAAGAAGAAGUGGAAAUGAAGACAGUGGAGUUGGGAACAAGUACAUUAUUGGUGAGAGACUUGGAAGGAACCAUGAAAGUGCCAUUCAAGUUUAAAGUGUCAAAUAAGCCGUUAUUGAGCUUUGAACAGUUGACAGUGUUGCCAGGAACGAAGUUUGAUGUCUCGUUUGAGAAUAUAAUCAGUUAUAGUAACUUGGUGGUGAAGACGACAUGCACAAGUGGUCACUGCCAAGGACAAGAACCCGACAAAGAAAACCCAUAUUCACUAAAGUUUGAAAACCUUGGAACAUAUAAUCAUGAUGUGGAAGUGAUGUACUCAGAUAAUGAACUAACAAGACUGAGUCACAAGUUGACAACGAAUGUUUCAAGACCGGUAAGCAUGGAAUUGAACCUGCCAAGCCUAAGCGAAUCAGUGAAUAGUGGAACAGAAGAAAACAAGUCAGAAUACUUAGUGGAAAGAAACUCAGUGCAUAACUUGAAUGUGCUGGUGUUUGACGAUAAGAAUAACCUGUUCACACCGCUGUACUUGAACAGCCCAAGCCUCAAAUUCGACUACAAGUUCACAAACACAUGUAAACUACUCAACGACCCAAUGAAUAGUACCCAGCUUGAAGAAGAAAGCAAUAGAAACAACGUGCAACUGCUGGUCACGGAAGAAUGUGAGCUGGAAGUGCUCCUUAAGUAUAAUAACUCAGUGGUCCAAUCUAAGAAAGUUGAAUUCAAAAUCAAGCCAGUGGAAACGCUAUUCGGAGACACAGAAACAGAUGAAGUUGAAGAAUCAGACUACAGAUGUGGAAGCAUGGAUAUGGAGGAAAGCCUAAGCUAUGGAGGAGUGUAUGAAAUCAGUAAAAGCUUCAAGAGUUACCCAGAAAAUAAGCUCAAACACCUCGGAAACAACCUCUACAAAGUCACAUCUGAAGGAAGUGUAAUGCUAACAACAGAUUCUAACGUGUAUAAUCUAAAGCUGCUAAGGCCAACACACUUCUCACUAUCACCAGUGAGAUCAGAAUUUUCAUCAGAAACAUCAGAAAGUAGAAGUAGCAGAGAUACGUUGGAACACGAUAUCAUGAGUAGUAAUACCAGUAAACUCAGCUUCAAUCUUAACCUGUACUCCAAUAGAAGUAGAUUGAGAAUGCCGUUGAAUUCAAAGUUCACACUCAGAUUCAAAGACCUUUCAGUCUUCACAUACACACUCGAGAAACAACUACUAACACUUACACCGAGUAAGAUAGGAGAAACAACGAUGGAAAUACUAUUCAACUUGGGAAGUGGAGUCACCGGAGGAGUCAGUGCCGGAAGUAGUAGAAGCAGUGGAAGAGUCAGUGGAGAAACGAGAAGAAGUACAGGACUGGAAGAAAGAUUGAAUAGAAUCUACCACUUGAAGAACACAGUCACAGAUUACAGCAGUGAACUCACAGCGAUUCAAGGAGCAGGAGUGUACUUGGCGGGAAGAGCGAUCAACACAGUUGUGGCAAACAUAGACGUCAACACACACGAGUUCAGCAAACUACUCAAGAAUAAGUUCACAGUCAAGACAUUCAGACCGAGCUUCGGAACAGAAAGUGAAAUGACACAUAUUAACCUAACAGAAAUCUUGAAUACCGAAACCAAACUCAAGAGUAAACUAAGCAGUAAUAGAGGAACGUACAAAGUGUUCCUGAACAUGGUCACAGACUCACUAAACAUGCUAUUCACGACAUCAAGACUGGGAACAAAUAAUAGCAGCAGUAGAGAUAGUGGAAGACUGUUUAGUGUCAACGCGCUCAAAGACGCAUAUCACUGCACAGGAUGCCAGUGCAGACUACAACUCAAAUACAAGCUGGAGUCACCGGUCACAUUGAAUGAUCUUCAGGCAGCUAACGCACUAAUGUACGAGUACUACACAAGACGACGGAGGGAUGAGAAUAUGGAGGAUUUGAUGAGGAUGCUCAGCAGUCCCCUGUACGGUUUAGACGAUAGCAUGUGGAAUAAAGAACUUGGAGCAGUAAGAGAUUCAAGUGUUAAAGUUAGUUUGCCAGGAAAACAGACAUUCAAGAAUUCAACCAAUGAUCAGUUUGCAGUCAGCACAGUGCCGUUCAACCCCUCAAAUUUCAAGUUCAAGCAAGUCAACGGUUCGACAAUUUUACUAUUACCAAAUUCCGCCAAGGGCUUCAAGGAAGACGUAGUGCUGGGGAACACAAUGAAUGUUGAGUAUUAUAACUAUGAACUUAAGUAUAAGUUCAGUGACCAAAUAUUGGAUAAACUCUUUUACCUCAAGCCGUCAUACAGACCAUACACUGGUAGCGAAGCCAAUGAAACAGGUGACACCAGCUUAAUACACAGAUUGGGCUACGACAUGGUUUUAAUUAACACGUAUAACAGAGAUUGGAACAUUCUUAAGAAUUACUUAAGAACUAUGUCAAAUGACCUAUUAAAGGGGAAACACAAAGUAACACUAACGUUAUUAAACGUUCUUACCACUGAUGGCGGGAAGGAUAGUGUAAAAUUGUUAGAACAAGAGCUGGAAGUUCACCUACCAGAGAUAAUGUUAUUCGUUGAUGGGAAUGGACAUAUACUGAAUGAAAUCAAUGAGAGUAACUUCAACAAUCUGAUUCACGCAUACCCACUCAACACCUCAUAUAAGUUACACUUGACAAGUGAUAGGUUCUUGUUAAAAACUAUCGAGAAAUCAGGCCAACUCACAACCUUUAUAGUCUAUUGCAACGCAUCACCGGAGUUGAUUCAAAGAGCAAAAGAGGAAACAGGAGAUGAACAACUGGGAGAUUAUCUCAUGGUGUUGGAUGCAAAUGAUAAUAUCGUGGCUAAGAUCAAGAUCAACACUGACCUAUCAUCAAUACCAACUGGAGGAUUAAAGUUAUCUCAAUUGAACAUACUUAACAGGGCGAAAUUUUCGGACUUGCUACACAUCUCGGUGGUUGUGGCCAUUCUACUCUUCAUCCUAUUCGUACACAACACCAUCAAGAACAGUCAGUUCCGUGAACCAAUGGUACCCAUCAAACUCGAUCGCACAUUACCAAAGUCGUUUCAACAUCUUUAUCAAACUAACUACAAUUACAGAAGUUAUGGAUGAUUUAAUCAAUGAAAGGAGAAGGCUAAAGUUUUCACUCACCCCUUUUUUGUAUCACAUUUUAAAUCUCUCAAGUUACCAAGCAUUAACUCUCAUUACCAAUCUUUAACUCAUUACCAAGCUUUAAAUUUCACAUCGCAAAGUUUAAACACACAGUUGCAAUUUUUCAUCGCGAAGCUUUAACUCACAUUAUCAAGCUUUAAACUUAGUCACCAAGAUUUAAACACACAGUUACAAAAUUUUCAUCUCAAAGCUUUAAGCUCUCAUCACUAUUUUAGUUCCAAAUUGUCUAAUUUUAAGUGUAUCAUAUUUUAAUUUGUACCAUAUUUCAAAUGUAGUGUCGGUUUUAAUUUUAAUAUAUUUCACAAUCAACAAA
Molecule: messenger RNA, 7506 nt
Organism: Theileria parva strain Muguga
Lineage: Eukaryota; Apicomplexa; Aconoidasida; Piroplasmida; Theileriidae
Product: putative integral membrane protein
Exons: 3
Coding region: 48-7133 (2361 amino acids)
Source: RefSeq, a predicted model, not a curated record